Ruditapes philippinarum (Manila clam) is the source of this 2836-nucleotide messenger RNA. RefSeq lists its product as uncharacterized. Gene Ontology annotation, cellular component: nucleus. NCBI's taxonomy places the organism in Eukaryota, Metazoa, Mollusca, Bivalvia, Venerida, Veneridae. The coding region runs from base 875 to 2080 and encodes 401 amino acids. Gene Ontology annotation, biological process: regulation of transcription by RNA polymerase II. The record is from RefSeq and is a predicted model, not a curated record. The transcript is spliced from 3 exons. Gene Ontology annotation, molecular function: DNA-binding transcription factor activity, RNA polymerase II-specific; RNA polymerase II cis-regulatory region sequence-specific DNA binding.
CCAAAUAAUAUCACAAAAAAUGGUCGAUAUACAAGUUUCCGGCGUAGAAACCCCCUAUAUUUCCCGUCUUAAUGAAAUCAAUUUUAAAACCCAGGACAAGUUUAAGCUGGAAUAGUACAUGUAGUGUAAUUAAUUAACUAAAUUUACAAAUAAUGUUUAAAUAAGAAAUAGGGUGACAAUAUUUAACACUUAAAUACAUGUUCUAUCAUUAAUAAAAGCAAUUCAAUUUUUAUGACUACUUUCGUUUUCGGUUAUAUGAUUUGUAACACUAAAGUAGAAAUUCACUAUCACUAAAGUUAAUUGAAAAACAAAUAGCCAUGUACAUAAUGUAACAGCUGUAAAAUAAAAUACGAACUCAUAUAUGUAUUAUAAAAGAUUUGGAAUUAAAUAGGAUAUUGUCAAAGAAGGUUUUAACAUUAUUUUGGAAUACUUAUUGGGCAUUGCAGUCAGGCUCGGCGCUUAAAACUGUGUAUUUGGGAUUCCGUUGCCAUGAUAUAAAGAGUACAAAGGGCGUUCGUUGGGCAAAAUCUGACAGACAGUCUGACGAAUGGACGGCCGCGAGACACAAGAAAAAUAAUAAGAAAAAAAUACUUUUUUCUUUCUUUUUAUUUCACGAAAAAAAAGAAAGAAAAAAAUUGAAAAAAGGAAGAAAAAAAGAAAUAAUGAGAGGAAAACAGCAGGCUGCUUUCGUAAAUUAGAGAACCAUAUUCAUUUUGAGGACAUAAGAAAUAACAGAUCCUUCAACAUUUAAGGAAUUAAAUUGACUAGAAAUACAGUGUAUCAACUCGGUUUGCAACUUCUGCACGACUUCCUCAAACACAGAAUUAGCGAAAAAUUAUAAUUGGACACACUGGGACAAGCUGAAUUAUCGAAUAUGAUAAACACCGUACUUGAGAGAAUAGAGAGGUUCGAGUCAUACAUGGGGUUCGAGAUGUCUCCAGAGCUUGAUUUAUCCUCGGAGUUAGAGACCAGUAUAUUACCUGUAACCGCAUAUGAACACAGUGAAUCAGACGACACGAGCGUUCAAGUCGACACAGAGGAAGAUACUAGCGACGAUUCUGACGAUUAUAAAGACAACGUAGAAUCGCCUGAUGGUGUGAAGAUAACAUAUCAUACAGACCCAAUCCACAUUCGGCAAACGCUGAAAGAUAAAAUCCGCAUUCGUCGAGAGUCAGAAGGGUGUGGAGAACUUACAAAUCUGUUUGAGCCACCAGUACAGUACAAGCUUACUGAAGAAGAAGAAUUGAAGAACGAACAAAGGAAGCAGCGAAACAGACGUUCAGCAAACAAGAGCCGUCUGAAAAGGAUCGCAUAUGAACAGAAACUUGAAAAGGAUGCUAGUCACCUAGAGGAGGAGCAUGCAAAAUUAACAAAAGAAAUAGAUGAGUUGAAAAAAAGGAAAUUGUUAUACCAUAUGAUAUAUAGGCAACACGUGCCAACAUGUUUGAAAAUUCCUGAUGCGUUAAAACAGCUCUUAAAUCUACGAAAAACGAUACCAGUCGCCGAUAGUUUACCCGCUAUACAAGCAAAGGGUGUGCAAAAUGAAAUUGUUGGUCCAAAUACAAAUCCAAUGCUUACACCGCACCGAGAUUCAAAACCCCCUGAGUACUCCAACCUUCACUUUCCCAUGAAAAGAGAAAACUUAGACGGACUAUCUGUUCGUCCAUCCAAUGUUCAGAAGUUGUGCAAUCCUUCACUACAAUCAAACUUGAACAUUCAGUUAGGCGAAGAUUCCAUGCAGACAUGCAUGAAUGGUGGUUUUGAUGACAGUAUGUACAAGCUCGCUGCUGCCGUCUGUCAGACUAAAGCCUCCGAUAUUGGUGCCAUCACGACAAGAAUCGGAAGUCAAGACAACACACAAUGCGAAAUACCAUCAAUCAAUUGUACAACCAUUCAAUCACAUUUCAGUGGAGCAAUCCAUAACCAUACACCUCCUCCUGUAUAUAGCUCAGUAGUCUCUAACGCUGAUAACAUGGUGACAAAAGAUGUUUAUUCGAAGACCAAUGGUACAGAGGAACAGAGGAUAAAUCAGAUUAAAGAGCAUCUUCUGGACGGGUUUCAAAUGACAUCUGAUAGAUAGCACCACACGUCUUCUAUUCAUUUCCAUCGAUCAGACUGUUUAAUGCACAUUUGUAUAUAUAUUUCAUCACCAUGUAUUUAAAUACCUCUGUGAUAUGAAUAAACGUUACACUGAUAAUUUUGUUUUCAGAAGAUUAUGAAUGAAUAUAUUUGAGUGGUAUGCCAAUAUGUAAAUCAUACAAAGAUGUGCUUUUAUAGUUUAGUAAAGUACAAGUUCUAGUAAUUAGCUUACUUUAGUAUAUCUUGCGAGUUGCGACAAAAAAAUCAAUUUUGUUUGGAAUGGUCGAAGGUAUUGGACAUAUAGACCAUAUUGAACAUAUUUCGUACUUAGUUAAUCUGAAUGAUAAAUGUUUUGCUAAACUGUUUUGAGUACCGACACCAAGACUUUAUGCCAUGCGUUCAUGCAUGUACAUCAAUACGGGGAUUUUGAUCUUCUGUCAAUGCCCAACUUCGGUUACAUCGAUUAACUAUAAUGUGUCUUAUAUAACUUAUAUUAUGCCUACAUUUACAUUACAGUUUGGGAUUGACAUUUGAGUUCAUAGUAACUUAUACAAGGAUCUUUUUUGUUGAGUACAUUUUACUUGUACUGUUCUUGUUUCUUGUGUAAAAUCAAAAUUACCCAUGUUUUGGUUUUGAAGCAGCAACACCUUCGGUGAGGUGUCUUUAAUGUCUAUGCAUAAUAAAAGAUUUUUUGUGUGUAUAUACUGUGUUUAACAUAAACUUUUCAAGGGUUGAAAAAAUAAACAUGCAAAAUAAA